CCGCUGACCCGGAAGUGAACGCCGCGUCUGGCGGAAGCAGGAAUUCUUCUUCCGGGUCAGCCUCGGGUCCAGACGGAGAAGAGCUGCGGACUCUCAUCAACACGAGCCUCCACCUGCACCUCCACCCUCCAGGACGCUGCUGUUGACUCGGGAAGAUGUUGCGGAGGAAGCCGACCCGCCUGGAGCUGAAGAUCGACGACACGGAGGAGUUCGAGAGCGUGAAGAAGGAGCUGGAGGCUCGCAAGCGUCAACGAGAGGAGGCGGAGUCAGGAGGUGGAGUGGGAGGAGCUUCUGUCCUCAAUGUCGACAUCAUUGGGGGCGGGGCCUCGGCAUCUUCCUCCACUGCCACAUCGAGGGCGGAGCUAAUCAAUGAGCGCAUCGGCUUCAAGCCCCACCCCAAACCCGCCACCCUGCCCACCCUGUUCGGAAGUUUACAGUUUUAAUAAAGUUCACAUUGUCGAUCACGGAA
Molecule: messenger RNA, 469 nt
Organism: Salarias fasciatus (jewelled blenny)
Lineage: Eukaryota; Metazoa; Chordata; Actinopteri; Blenniiformes; Blenniidae
Gene: cdc26
Product: cell division cycle 26 homolog
Exons: 3
Coding region: 156-443 (95 amino acids)
Biological process (GO): protein K11-linked ubiquitination; regulation of mitotic cell cycle; anaphase-promoting complex-dependent catabolic process
Cellular component (GO): anaphase-promoting complex
Source: RefSeq, a predicted model, not a curated record